Molecule: messenger RNA, 2292 nt
Organism: Megalobrama amblycephala (Wuchang bream)
Lineage: Eukaryota; Metazoa; Chordata; Actinopteri; Cypriniformes; Xenocyprididae
Product: spermine oxidase-like
Exons: 3
Coding region: 358-1851 (497 amino acids)
Molecular function (GO): polyamine oxidase activity
Source: RefSeq, a predicted model, not a curated record
UCAAUUGUGUGAGUAUCAUACAGCCUCCAAAGUGCAAACGAGAUGAGAGGUCAUGCUGAAUCCUAUAGUAUUAGAACCUUCUUCUGCCAUUGGAUGUCCCAUAACCACCUGAUCUAUAUGUAAACAAUGAUACUGUGAAUUGUAUGGAUUACAAAGGUCAGGUUUUACAGGUUUUACAGGUGUUACAGGUGUUGAAGCACUAUAUAAAGGAAACUCCUUUAGACCAUCGUUCACUACACUCAUAUUUGUUAUUUGCUAGCCUACUUAUUGCUGAGCAAGAGUUGAUUUUUGUUCUUUCAGCUACAUUUGUACAUUUUCUGCUUUUCUCUCUCUAAACAGCUCAACUAAGCAGUCAGAAUGAGCACUUCUUUGGGACAAGAAAAUGGCAAAGUUGUAGUGAUAGGUUCAGGUUUUGCAGGUUUGGCUGCUGCAGCCAGGUUGGUGAAGGCAGGAUUUGAAGAUGUCCUGGUACUUGAGGCAAAGGAGAGGGUUGGAGGUCGAGUUCACACCACUAAACCGUUCACUGAGAAUGUAAUUGAAGUUGGAGCUAACUGGAUCCACGGGCAGAAAGAAAACCCCCUGUUUAAGAUUGCUAAAGAGAAGAACCUGCUAUCCGAGGGACCGUCUGCACGCAAAAGCAUGCGCCUGCCCCGUUCUGUAACCACUGAAGAUUACUUUUUCAAAGAAGAUGGGAAGCAGGUCUCCACAACAGUUGUAGAUAAGGUGACUUCGUACUUCAGCAAGCUCACUGACAAAGCUUUUGAUGAUGAACUCAAGAGCAGGCACAGAAAACUAACUCUAGGUGCUUAUCUGGACGAUGCCUUUGGUGAAUCUCCUUUAGCUGCAACAGAAGAUGGCCAGCAAGUUUUUGAAUGGUGCAAGAGGAACGAAUGCACAGAUGAGGCUUGCUCUAGUCUCUAUGACGUUUCUGCAUCCCAGAUUAGCAAUUACACUACUCUAGAUGGAGAGUUUUUUAAUACUUUGGGAACUGGUGGCUAUCGAGCAGUCUUGGAUGUUCUCCUGAAAGAUCUGCCUUCAGGAACUGUCCAGUGUAAUGCACCGGUCAAGAGCAUCCAGUGGGACUUGGUCAAAAAAGGCAGUGGUGAAGAUCAAAGGUAUCCUGUUAAGGUUGUCUGUGAAAAUGGACAGAGCUUUGAGGCAGACCAUGUGAUUGUCACCGUAUCUCUGGGGGUUCUCAAAGACAAAGCGACAACCAUGUUCAAACCGUCCUUACCAGAAGAAAAGCUAUCUGCAAUUGAGAAUCUUAGCUUUGGGAUAGUGGACAAAAUUUUCCUGUUUUUCGAGAAAAGUUUCUGGCCAGACGACUGUGCCGGGAUUCAGCUGGUGUGGAAAGAGGGGCCUGAAGAUAAAGAUGUUUAUGAGUCUCUGUCUGAAGGAGAAACCUGGAAAAAGACGUGGUUCAAGAAGAUCACCGGUUUUGACACAGUGGCUCGUCAUCCCACGGCUCUCUGUGGCUGGAUCACAGGUAGAGAAGCACUGUAUAUGGAGAGUCUUCAGGACAGUGAAAUUGCAGCUAUCUGUGUGAGGUUGCUCAGGUCUUUCACAGGCUGGUCAGUGCCAGAAGUCUCAAAGACCCUGAUCACCAGAUGGGGCUCUGAUCCUCACGUCCGUGGCUCCUAUACAUUUAUUCCUGAUGGUGUCAAUGGAGUGGAAGCACACAAGGCAUUAGCGUCGCCUCUUCCCCCUAAUGAUAAAUGCAGUGGAAGGAAGCACCUUCAGGUGUUGUUUGCUGGUGAAGCUACACAUGAGAAAUUCUACACCACGACCCAUGGAGCGUACCUCACAGGUGUCAGAGAAGCAGAAAGACUCAUAAACUAUUACAACGAUUGAACAUACAGUCACAAAAAGAAGAGAACAUACACUUUGUUUUCAUGAAAAUAACAUUUUAUGAGUGUAUAACAUUUUAUAGAUUUGCUCUCACACCCUAUAGACUUACACAAGUUUUAUGUUUAAAUGACCCAUAGGUAGUUUUAACUGCAUGACAAACAGCAUAACUGCAAAUGCUUACUUCCAACUUAUCAUUGUACCGUGUAAGUCUCUGUCUGGUUAUUUGUUAAACUCCAAAGUGUUGUGUACUACUGAUGAAGAAAUAUUAUUUCCCACACACCAAGCAAUGUUAAAUAACAUUUUCGAAAACAUUUAUUUAAGUAUAUUAAUUAAAUUAAUUCUCAAAAUGUGAUACACAUACAGAGGCCUCAGGUGGUGUGCAGCAUGAUCCUUAAAAUGUAUACUAAUAAAAAAAAAUAAAAAAAAAAGAAAGUUGUUCUAAAA